Molecule: messenger RNA, 390 nt
Organism: Trypanosoma brucei brucei TREU927
Lineage: Eukaryota; Euglenozoa; Kinetoplastea; Trypanosomatida; Trypanosomatidae
Exons: 1
Coding region: 1-390 (129 amino acids)
Source: RefSeq, a predicted model, not a curated record
AUGAGCGUACCUGAGUGGGCAAGAAGUGAGCAUUCCAUUGAGGAGGCUAAGGAAUAUUUGCGGACGGGAAAUUCAGUGGACUUCUUCGAGUUAGUUUCGAGCCACAUCCUCCGAGAACACCCCCUGGAUGUUGCGGCCUUUGCCCUGGAUCUAGUAGAACGUAUUUCAAAGUUAGGGAACACUCUUUCAGCCCGCGAUUAUCACCCUAAGAGGGUAGAGGAUAAUAAGUACCUGCAGGAAAAGAAUGUGUGCGAAUUCCUUAACGAGUGGAUAUUGGCCCUUUUGAAAGAGCGCCCAGACACGGACGAGGCUCGUAUGAGCUUCCAUAAGCGCUACCUGAAGUCACUGGUAGAUGGUGGCGGUUGUUCCCAAUGUACUUCGGUCAACUGA